Molecule: messenger RNA, 2119 nt
Organism: Astyanax mexicanus (Mexican tetra)
Lineage: Eukaryota; Metazoa; Chordata; Actinopteri; Characiformes; Acestrorhamphidae
Product: zinc finger protein 239-like
Exons: 1
Coding region: 141-1112 (323 amino acids)
Source: RefSeq, a predicted model, not a curated record
GAAAAUAUUCUCCUGAAAUUCAACACCAACAACCAGGAUAUUUUACUAAAAGCAAUGUUAAACUGCUGAAAAAGGCGAAGCAGAAGCUGUCCUGAAGAAUCUCCAGAAAACAGAAAUUGUUUGAUACAUUUAACAGACAAAUGAAGCCAAGUCCCGACAUGGAGAAACAUCAGCACUCUGUCAAGAGAUUUACCAAACAGAGUGAUCUCAAAAAACACCAGCGCAUUCACACAGGACAGAAACCGUAUCACUGCUCAGACUGUGGGAAAAGUUUUACUAAACAGAGUACUCUCAAAAUACACCAGCGCAUUCACACAGGAGAGAAACCGUGUCACUGCACAGACUGUGGGAAGAGUUUUACUGAACAGAGUAGUCUCAAAAGUCACCAGCGCAUUCACACAGGAGAGAAACCGUAUCACUGCUCAGAUUGUGGGAAGAGUUUUACUGAACACAGUAGUCUCAAAAAUCACCAGCGCAUUCACACAGGAGAGAAACCAUAUCACUGCUCAGACUGUGAAAAGAGUUUUAAGCAACAGAGUAAUCUCAAAAAUCACCAGCGCAUUCACACAGGAGAGAAACCGUAUCACUGCUCAGACUGUGGGAAGAAUUUUAAUCAACAGAGUAAUCUCAAAUUACACCAGCGCAUUCACACAGGAGAGAAACCGUUUCACUGCUCAGACUGUGGGAAGAGUUUUACUAAACAGAGUCAUCUCACAAAUCACCAGCGCAUUCACACAGGAGAGAAACCAUAUCACUGCUCUGACUGUGGGAAGAGUUUUAAUCAACAGGGUAAUCUCAUAAAUCACCAGCGCAUUCACACAGGAGAGAAACCGUAUCACUGCUCUGACUGUGGGAAGAGUUUUAAGCAACAGAGUACUCUCAAAAUACACCAGCGCAUUCACACAGGAGAGAAACCAUAUCACUGCUUAGAGUGUGAGAAGUGUUUUUCUACAGAGAGUUAUCUCAAAAAUCACCAGCGCAUUCACACAGGAGUAAAACCAUAUUACUGCUUAGAGUGUGAGAAGUGUUUUUAUACAGAGCGUAAUCUCAAAAAACACCAGCGCAUUCACACAGGAGAUAAAACUAUCCCAAAUCUGUUCCACGGCAAUUAAAAGUGCAAAUCGUAAGUCUUUCGGACAGAACACCUAAUCCUACACAAAUGUUUCACUUUGUCAAUUGGGACACGUUCCACCAGUGGAUAUAGCGGGAUAUUUUGUUGUUCUAUUACUCAAGUUUUUUACACUUUUUCCUAUUAGUAGUGAUGGGUAGAUGAGGCACCAUGAAAAAUCCCUACAGGCAACCUAGUUGACGGACUGAUUUUAUGAACUAGUCUAUACAAAAUAUGUUUUAAGUCAUUGUAUUUUAUUUUAUAUAAUAUUUAAUAUGUUCAGUUACAUUUAAAAUAUCUUUGAUAUUCUUAGAUACAGUCAAUAAAUAAUGUGAACAUGUAACAUAACGUGAAACUCUAAGGGAAUGUGUUUGGAACGAGGAUGCUUGUGGACGUUUUUUUUUUCCACUAUUUUUUAUGGUUGUAUACGUGAGUUCAUUCUGAGUGUAUCUGGGACUUCAUUCUCAUGUUUGACUCUAUAAUGCCUCAACAUUGAGGAGGUGGAUUUGUUUAAAUAUGACAGUUCUGUCAAACAAAUGUGACAUUUAACCUGCAGAACAUAAUAGGAAUAGUAAGCUAAGAGUCAAUUUGAGAUGAAUUGGAUUCAGAUAGAUCAAGUUGAAGCUCUGAAAGGAACCAAAUUAAACAACAACGCAAUGAAAACAAAUACCUUAUUUUCCGAUGUAAGAUCUGCUAUCUCUGUGUUUUCUCAACAUAUAGUUGACAUCAAACCUAUAGGCCUGAGAUUAUCUUAUGUUAUUAUUUGUUAAAUACUCAAAGUCGCCCAAAAAAGAAAUCCAGUGCGAAAUGGAUUUGGGUUGAAGUGAGACAUAAUUGUCAAUUUCAGAUUGAAAUUUAGAAGGACAUUGAUAUUUUUUUUUGUAAUAGUUCAGGCUUAAAAUGGUUACAUAAACAUUUACUUCCAACGGUAGAGUAGCAUGUGUGUUUAACCUGUAUUCCUAUGUUUAUAAAGUUUUUUAUUAUUAUUGUGAAUGCUUAUGGGUUGUGUUU